CCAGGUAGAAUAGCGGGCGGAACGUAUGCAAGACUCGGAGACUUUCCGUACAUGGCAGUCGUGCAUCAACUCCUGGGUAACGGAUUGAUCGGACAAUGCGGAGGCACAAUCUUAUCAAACAGAUGGGUCCUCACAGCCGCUCAUUGUGCGAUAAAAUAUCCAAAAAGAUUUUUGGUAGUUUUUGGUAUCAUUAACAAGUCUGGGGUAUUCGAGUCUUACCGAGGUCCCGGUGUGUCCAUGAUGGUGACUCAAGCAUUUGUACAUCCAUAUUAUAAAAUGGGCCUGAACGAUAUUGCUCUACUUUAUACUCCGCAAAAUAUUCCUUUCUCCAAUACUAUUAAACCGAUAAGCCUUCCUUAUCAAGAAAAUUUUGAGGAUAAAUCUGCUUUUGUGAUCGGUUGGGGGAAAGAACAUACAAAUAAUAGAUUAGCUUCGACAAGACUUAAGUACGCCAAAUUGCCGAUUACAACAAAUAGUGUAUGCGAGCGAUACUGGCACGGAAUCACUGAUGAUCAGAUUUGCACGGCACCAGGAUUAGGACGAGAUGCUUGUCAGGGCGAUAGCGGUGGACCACUCGUUGUAGUGGAAAAUGGCAUGGACAUUCAAGUCGGUAUUGUGAGUUACGGAGACGCAUAUUGCCCUAGCGAUAAACCGGGCGUUUUUACUAGGGUUUCAUCAUACGUAAAUUGGAUUCAUCAAACUAUGAUGAACACGUAUGAUAUAGUAGAAUAUACCCAAUGA
Messenger RNA from Cyphomyrmex costatus, 741 nucleotides. Its product is annotated as tryptase-2. Lineage: Eukaryota; Metazoa; Arthropoda; Insecta; Hymenoptera; Formicidae. The transcript has 3 exons. Gene Ontology annotation, molecular function: serine-type endopeptidase activity. Gene Ontology annotation, biological process: proteolysis. The coding region runs from base 52 to 741 and encodes 229 amino acids. The record is from RefSeq and is a predicted model, not a curated record.